Molecule: messenger RNA, 4064 nt
Organism: Linum tenue
Lineage: Eukaryota; Viridiplantae; Streptophyta; Magnoliopsida; Malpighiales; Linaceae
Source: the annotation of a GenBank genome assembly
CACUUCCUGCUGCGACGAGAUCGCGGUCUCAACAAAUCAGCCAGCCAGCCAGCGCUGCUGAAAACAUCGGCAAAUUCCUCUCCGCCGUCUCCGUCUCGAGAGGGCGAAGCGAAUUACGUUCUUGCCGGCGCUUGUGGCCACUCCACUUCUUCAUACUUUGCCAUCUCGAACUCAAGCUCGGAAUAAUUUCUUAGAAUUUUGCGAUUGAUCAACUCUCGGAAUCAUUCUCAAGUCGUAAUGAUGCAACAGCAGCCGCAUGGAGUUGCUCCUGAUUUGGCACAGCUCCAGUCGACGAUGCACGCGAUCGAGCUUGCUUGCUCUUCUAUUCAGAUGCAUACAAAUUCGGCGGCAGCAGAGGCGACGCUAUUGUCACUAAAUCAGUCCACUCGUCCCUACAAGCUAUGCCAAUUUAUUCUUGAUAAUUCUCAAGUUGCAAAUGCAAGGUUCCAAGCUGCUUCAGCAAUACGUGAUGCAGCUAUGAGGGAAUGGAGCUCUCUAACAGGGGACGACAAGAAGGGCUUGAUAGGGUUUUGCCUGUGCUAUGUAAUGCAACGUGCUAGUUCACCUGAGGGCUAUGUACAAGCAAAGGUGUCUUCUGUUGCUGCCCAGCUGAUGAAAAGGGGCUGGCUUGAAUUUACUGUUGCUGAGAAGGAAACAUUUCUUCAUCAGGUUAAUCAGGCUAUUAUUGGAAUUCAUGGAAUAGAUGUGCAGUUCUCUGGAAUCAAUUUUCUUGAAUCACUGGUUUCCGAGUUCUCUCCUUCUACUUCAAGUGCCAUGGGCCUCCCUAGGGAAUUUCAUGAACAAUGCCGAAAGUCUUUAGAGCUUCAUUAUCUGAAGACAUUUUACUGUUGGGCAAAGGAUGCUGCUGUAAGUGUUUCAGCGAGAAUAAGUGAAUCUGGUACUAAGGUCCCUGAGGUAAAGGUAUGCACUGGCUCAUUGCGUCUCAUGCUCCAAAUCCUCAAUUGGGAGUUUCAGCCUAAUGUCACGUCUGCCAAGGCCGGGAUAAAUGUGUUUUCACCUGGAGUUAGAUCGGACUUGACUGCAUCAAAAAGGUCUGACUGUAAUGUGGCACAGCCUGGUGCUGCAUGGCGUGAUGCCUUGAUUUCAAGUGGUCACGUUGGAUGGAUUGUAAGCUUCUACGCUGCACUGAGAGAAAAGUUUUCAACUGGGCGUUACUGGCUUGAUUGUCCGGUUGCAGUUUCUGCUCGCAAGCUAAUUGUACAAUUUUGCUCUUUGGCGGGAACCGUAUUUCUAUCUGGCGAUGAACACAUGCAACAAAACCAUUUACUACAGCUAUUGUCUGGGAUAAUACACUGGAUUGAUCCUCCUGAUGCAAUUGCUCAAGCUAUUGAAUCCGGACGAAGUGAGAGUGAGGUGCUUGAUGGAUGCCGUGCUUUGUUGGCUAUAGCAACAGUGGUAAACCCUAUCCUAUUUGACCACCUAUUGAAGUCCAUAAGACCCUUCGGCACGCUCACUCUGCUAUCAAACUUGAUGAGUGAAGUCAUCAAAGUCCAGAUGACUAAAAGAUCUGAUGACGAGACAUGGAGCUGGGAGGCACGUGAUAUUCUGCUAGAUACCUGGACAGCCCUGCUGAUGCCUGUAGACACUUCGGCAGGAAACACAAUGCUUCCACUGGAUGGCAUCAAUGCUGCAGCCAACUUAUUUGCCUUGAUUGCUGAAUCUGAGCUGAAAUCUGCAUCUGCAUCAGCAUUGGAUGAGGAUGAUGGAGACGACUACCUUCAGGCUUCUAUUUCUUCAAUGGAUGAAAGGCUAAUUUCAUAUGCCCUUAUUGGAAGAGCAGCAGUUAAUGUUACAAUUCCGCUGCUCACAAGAUUGUUUUCUGAACGGGUUGCACUGCUUCAUCAGGGCAGGGGCAUCAUGGAUCCAACGCCAACUUUGGAAGAACUCUACUCAUUAUUACUGAUUAUCGGGCAUAUACUUGCAGAUGAACCUGAAGGAGAAACACCCCUGAUUCCAAACAGCAUACAAUCUGAUUUUGCAGACACUGUGGAAACGCAAAAUCAUCCUGUUGUUAUUCUCUCUGUUUCGAUAAUAAAGUUCGCUGAGCAGAGCUUAAAUCCGGAGAUGAGAGCAGCAGUUUUCAGUCCUCGACUUAUGGAGGCUGUUAUAUGGUUUCUUGCAAGAUGGUCUUGUACAUACUUACUAUCUGAAGAAAUUGGAGAAAGUGAUUUGCAUUUGCUUCAGAACUCAAGGAAAACUCUGCUUAGUUUCUUUGGGGAAUAUAACCAGGGGAAAAGCAUACUUGAUAUUAUUGUCCGUGUUUCUGUGACUACACUCCUGUCGUACCCCGGAGAGAAGAAUUUGCAGGCGCUCACUUGCUUUCAAUUAUUACAUGCUCUCGUCCGGCGCAGGCAUAUUUGCUCUAGCCUUGUUCUACUGGACUCAUGGCGUGCACUUGCACGUGCUUUUACAAAUGAAGAAGCAUUGUUUCUGUUAAAUUCUGUUAAUCAGCGUUCAUUGGCUCAAACCCUUGUCCUUUCAGCGUCCGGAAUAAAAAAUUCCGAAUCAGCAAAUCAAUAUGUUAGGGAUCUCAUGGGCCACGCGACAAAGUAUCUGAUAGAGUUGUCUAACAAGAGUGACCUCAAAAUCAUUUCUCAGCGGCCUGAUGUCAUACUCCCACUUAGUUGUUUACUAGAAAGGCUGCGUGGAGCUGCAAGAGCAUCAGAACCUCGAACACAAAGAGCUCUGUGCGAGAUGGGGUUUUCUAUAAUGACUCCUGUUUUAGUUCUUCUUGAAGUGUACAAGAACGAGUCCACAGUCAUUUAUAUGCUCCUCAAGUGUGUUGUUGAUUGGGUUGAUGGACAAAUUGCCUACUUAGAAUCUAGGGAAACUGCUGCGGUAGUUGAGUUCUCCAUACGUUUGCUUCAGCUUUACUCAUCUCACAAUAUUGGCAAGAUCUCAAUAAGCCUUUCGAGCAAUUUAAUUAGUGAAGCAAAUACAGAGAAGUAUAAGGAUUUGCGUGCUCUGCUUCAGCUUCUUUCAAGUUUUUGCUCAAAAGAUUUGGUUGAUUUCUCCUUGGAUUCUGAUGAGUCCCAGAGCACAAACAUAGCUCAGGUGGUGUACCUUGGUAUGCACAUUGUUAACCCACUGAUAUCGCUGGAGUUACUGAAAUACCCCAAGCUUUGUCAUGAUGUAAGCUCCAAUAACUUCAUUCAGAAGCAUAUUGAUGUUCUUGCCUCCUUGAAAUUGAUUAGUAGUUUUAUUUGGCAGUACUUUGCGCUGCUGUCACACAUGUUGGAGGUAUACCCGGAGACAGUUGGAAGACUUGAUAGUGAAGCCUUUCUGCAUGUGCUUGGGACACUUGAUUUCGGACUUCAUCACCAGGAUACAGAAAUAGUGAAUAUGUGCCUUAGAUCUCUAAAAGCUCUUGCUGCCUACCACUACAAGGAAACCACUAGUGGCAAUCUUGGCCUGGGCUCUCACGCCACGCCAGUGAAAGAUCCACGUGGUGAUAUGCAAGACGGCGUUUUGAGCAGAUUCCUCCGAUUGUUGCUUCAGCUACUCCUUUUUGAGGAUUACAGCCCUGAUCUGGUGAGCCCCGCAGCAGAUGCUUUGUUUCCCUUGAUCCUCUGCGAACAAGGGCUCUACCAGAAACUCGCAAACGAGCUGAUAGAGAGGCAGGUGAAUCCAAGCUUCAAAUCAAGACUAUCCAGUGCAUUUCAUAUGGUCACUAACGCCAAUCAGCUUUCUUGUAAUCUUGAUCGUAUGAACUACCAGAGGUUCAGGAAAAAUGUCAAUGCCUUCCUCGUCGAGGUACGGGGUUUCCUGAGAACAGUGUAAUGCAAAGCCAUUCUUCUGUACAAAUUGUUAGCUAGUAAUGUUUCUUCUGGAGAAAAAAGGAGAGGAUUGAUUUCUCUUUCCAUCUGCUGUUAGGACAUUUACGAUAGCCUACAUGCAUUUACUUACCUUGUUAGCUUUACUAGAGGCUUUUGAUUGGCUGGUGUUGGUGUAUAACGAUACGUUACAUGUGUUUUGAAUGUCAAACAUACAUUUGUAAUCACAUAUACUAUCGAUUCAUCAUCAGAAACCACCAUUUCUUGAUA